Molecule: messenger RNA, 1702 nt
Organism: Salvelinus sp. IW2-2015
Lineage: Eukaryota; Metazoa; Chordata; Actinopteri; Salmoniformes; Salmonidae
Gene: klf4
Product: Kruppel like factor 4
Biological process (GO): regulation of transcription by RNA polymerase II
Molecular function (GO): RNA polymerase II cis-regulatory region sequence-specific DNA binding; DNA-binding transcription factor activity, RNA polymerase II-specific
Source: RefSeq, a predicted model, not a curated record
CUCUCACUGUCACUUUUGUAGGUUCAGUCUGUACUCCGGUCCCUGCAUGGCAGCGGGAUUGCUAGGGAGACGAGGGAAUCCCCGGGUGUCGCCUCACUCCUGAUCAAUUUGCAUCAGCGGUUCCAUGCUUGGUUGUCUGUCUCAGUCUGCCUGUUCCAUUCGCUGCGUCCACAAGCAUGGCUUGGAGUGAAGUGUAGCGCAACAUCAUCUCGGAUUGUCAACCGGUGUAAAAUAGGCUACGUAACCCAUGCUGAAACAACCAGUGUAUUUUACAGAAUAAAUUCAUCAGAAGAACCACGUAUAUUUUCAUUGAUGAGGCAACCACCAAGUGACUUCGAUAACAUGGCAUUGAGCGGGACGCUUUUGCCAUCCAUAUCCACAUUUGCAAGCGGCCCGACUGUCAAGAAUAAAUCCACGGGACAUGCGAAUUUGAGAUGGAAGGAGGAGCUGUCCCACCUGAAGAGGAGCGGCUGUUCUGACCAGGACAUCUCCACUGGAAUGGCCAAGAAAGAACCUGAAGAGCUGGAUCUAUUGGARUAUGACUURAUCCUGUCCAACACUAUGCUACAACAGCAGCAGCAGGCUGAGGCUAUGGCAACGAGCGGGUCCCAGAACCUGUCCCCUUCCCCGGGAUCCUACUCCUCCUACCAGCUCCCCUCUCCCCAGGACUCUGCUCACAGUGACAUGCUGUACACUAUCCCUGACAUCAACGAUGUGUCCCCCUCUGGGGGGUUCGUGGCGGAGCUGAUGAGACCUGAACUGGACACGGCGUACCUCCAUCCCACCAGCCUGCAUGGCAAGUUUGUGGUGAAGUCCACCAUGGAUAUGGCAGAGGUUGACCACAGCAUUAAUGUGAGUAGUAAAGCUGGUGUGGGCGCCGCCACGGACCCCUCCUCCUCGUUGCCCUUUAUUUGCCAUAGGAUAAAGCAGGAGAACCCCAGCACGUGRACCAUCACCCGGCCCAUGGACCUCCAACUAGGGGUGGUGAACUCACACUCCCAGCCCAGGGCUGGUCAGAGGCCCCGCCUCGACCCCCACGGCUUCCCCCCAGGGGGGCGCCCUAUGACUGCCAGCCGAUCAGCCUCAUCUCUGUCUCCGGACCACACACUGGCCAGGGACCACCACCCCUCCAGCCAGGUGUUAACCCACGCCCAAAUCCCGCUGCCCYGUCCGGGCUACCACCACACCUCUCCGACAGGCUACUCUCCCUUCCCACAGCAGCAUGGGUCUCUACAGUACCAAGAGCUCAUGUCCCCCGGUGGCGACAGUCUACCAGAGGAGCCCAAACCCAAACGCGGCCGGCGCUCAUGGCCUAGGAAGAGAAUUGCCACACACACGUGUGACUAUGCCGGCUGUGGYAAAACCUAUACCAAGAGCUCUCACCUCAAGGCACAUCACCGAACACACACAGGAGAGAAGCCUUAUCACUGUGACUGGGUGGGCUGCGGCUGGAAGUUUGCCCGUUCGGAUGAGCUCACACGGCACUACAGGAAACACACCGGGCAUCGCCCGUUCCAGUGUGCCAAGUGUGACAGGGCCUUCUCAAGGUCCGACCACCUGGCACUACACAUGAAGAGACACCUAUGAGACAGGGCCUUCUCAAGGUCCGACCACCCGGCACUACACAUGAAGAGACACCUAUGAGACAGGGCCUUCUCAAGGUCCGACCACCCGGCACUACACAUGAAGAGACACCUACGGA